Geosmithia morbida is the source of this 2661-nucleotide messenger RNA. Its product is annotated as translation initiation factor 3 subunit C. Gene Ontology annotation, molecular function: translation initiation factor binding; translation initiation factor activity; RNA binding. Gene Ontology annotation, cellular component: eukaryotic translation initiation factor 3 complex. Gene Ontology annotation, biological process: translational initiation. The record is from RefSeq and is a predicted model, not a curated record. The transcript is spliced from 3 exons. Bases 1 to 2661 code for a protein of 886 amino acids. Lineage: Eukaryota; Fungi; Ascomycota; Sordariomycetes; Hypocreales; Bionectriaceae.
AUGUCUCGUUUCUUCCGUGGCGGAGACGACAGCUCCAGCGACAGCUCCAGCGAGGAGGAGGAUCUCCUCUCCUCAGAGGAGGAAGAGGAGGAGGAGAAGCUGCAGCAGCAGAAGCAGAAGAAGACGAGCAACGAUGACUCUUCUGAUGAGGACUCGGACGAUAUGGACUCGGAUGAAGACAGCGACGAUAGCGACAGCGACGGCUCGGAUGCCGGCAAGGGGGGGGCCAACUGGUUCCUCAAGGACGCCAGCUCCGAGAGCGAGGACAGCGACGACGAGAAGAGGGCGAAGGUCAAGAGCGCCAAGGACAAGAGGCACGAUGAGCUCGAUGCUUGCAUCAAGCAGAUUGAGAACGGUCAGAAGAACGGUGACUGGACUCUGAUAUCAGCCGAGUACGACAAACUCAACCGUCAGGUCGCACGUCUGAUGGUGGGCGGCAAGGCCCCCAAGCCCUAUAUCCGCAUCAUGGCCGACCUCGAGGACUUCAUGAAUGAAGCCCUCGCCAAGGUCAAGGUUACCCCCAAGAAGAUGAACGCCAGCCAGGCUCGCGCUCUCAACGCCGUCAAACAGAAGAUCAAGAAGACAAACAAGGACCACCAGGCCCAGAUUGAUGCCUACCGUGCGGACAAGGAGGACUUCAUGGAGUCGUCUGAGGAGGAAGCCCCCGCCACUGCCCCCUCCAAGAAGUCCGCCACCACUAAGGUCAAGUUUGACGCCGCUUCCGCCUCGCAAGAGGAGGCCGACGAGCAGGGCUUCUCGACAGUCGGAAAGGGUGGCCGCACUCUGCAGUACACCUCCGACAGCAUCUUCAAGCAUCUGAGGACUAUCCUUGAGUCCCGCGGAAAGAAGAACACGGAUCGUAGCGAGCAAAUUGACAUUAUGGAGAAGCUGUUCGAGAUUGCCAGCACGCCCUACCAGCAGAUCCGUGUUCUCCUGACCUUGGUGUCGGCCCGUUUCGACAUUGCCUCUGGAUCCACGGGCGCCAUGCCCCUGGAGCACUGGAAGGCCGCCCACAAGGAGCUGUCGUCCCUGCUCGAGAUCCUCGAGAAGAACAAGGAGUACAUUGUCAUCGAGAGCGCCGAGGAGUGGGAGGAUGACGAGAAGCCCCCCACGCUCCAGCCCGGUGAGAAGUACAUCAAGGUCGCUGGCAGCGUUGUCUCUUAUAUCGAGAGGCUUGACGAUGAGCUCAACCGCUCUCUCCAGAACAUCGACCCCCACACAUCUGAGUACAUUGAGCGUCUCCAGGACGAGGGCGCCCUUUAUGACAUCAUCUUCCGCGGCCUCCUGUACUACGAGUACCUGCAAAAGGAUGACUCUCUCUCGAUCCCUCAGGAGGGCGUCAACCGCAUCGUCGUGAGGCGGUUGGAGCAUGUCUACUUCAAGUGUGAUGUCCAGCCUGCUCAGGUCAUCGAAACUUUCGAGGAGAACAGCUGGAAGUCAGUCGGCGCCGAUGUCGAGUCGGCCAUCACUCCCCGCGAGGAGGUCAAGGAGGCCAGCAAACUGGUGCACGUUCUCUGCAACUACCUGUUCAGCAAGGCUGACGGUAUCAUUCGUGGUCGUGCCAUGCUGUGCCAGGUGUACUUCCUUGCCCUGCACAACGAGUACUACAAGGCCCGUGACAUGAUGUUGAUGUCGCAUCUUCAGGAGAACAUCCCCAACUUUGACGUCCAGACGCAGAUCCUCUACAACCGCACCCUGGUGCAGGUCGGCCUCUGCGCCUUUCGCAUGGGUCUCGUCUAUGAGGCGCAGAACACGCUGCAGGAGAUCUGCGGUAGCGGCCGCCAGAAGGAGCUGCUCGCCCAGGGCGUCAUGAUGCAGCGCUACAGCCAGGUCUCUCCCGAGCAGGAGAGGCUCGAGAAGCAGCGCCAGCUACCCUUUCAUAUGCACAUCAACCUCGAGCUGCUGGAGUGCGUGUAUCUGACGUGCAGCAUGCUGCUCGAGAUCCCCCUACUGGCUCAGACGGGUUCGUCACCCGACGUCAAGAAGCGCAUCAUCAGCAAGACGUACCGCCGCAUGCUCGAGUACCACGAGCGCCAGAUCUUCACGGGCCCUCCCGAGAACACGCGUGACCACGUGAUGCAGGCUUCCAAGGCUCUGGCUGCGGGCGAGUGGAAGAAGGCUACGGACUUCAUCCACAACAUCAAGAUCUGGGACCUGAUGGCCAACACGGACGACAUCAAGGCCAUGCUGUCCAAGCAGAUCCAGGAGGAGGGCCUUCGCACGUACCUCUUCACCUACGCCCCCUUCUACGACACACUUGCCGUUGAGACUCUCAGCGGCAUGUUUGAACUCGACACGGCCAAGGUGUCGGCGGUUGUCAGCAGGAUGAUCAGCCACGAGGAGCUGGCGGCCUCGCUGGACCAGGUGACGUCGACUAUCAUCUUCCGCAAGGGUGUCGAGCUUAGCCGCCUGCAGUCGCUGGCCCUAACGCUGUCGGACAAGGCAAGCGCCCUGAUCGAGACCAACGAGCGUACGCUGGAGCAGCGCACGCAGGGCUCGUCCAACGCCUUCGAGCGCACCGGCGGCCGCGGUCGCGGCGGACACAGGACAGGACAGCGUCCCGGCCGUGGAGGGCCCCGCGGCGGCGGUGGCCACACUCAGCGUCAGGCCGGUGGUACGCAAUUCACUGGCGGAGCUCUCGGGGCUGCCGUCAGGGGUUAA